AUGGGCACAGCAAUCUUCAACCUCACCAUGCGUUUGUUGGUGCGGCUGGCCUACGAGGAGUUCGGCACGUUGUCGCUGAAGCUCGGGCAGGAGGAGUUGCCUCCGCUCCGGCACACUUGCGCGCUGGCAACGGCCCUGACUGCCUUGCCGCGAUCAGUCGUCAAAAGCCGAAUCCGCGUCAUGUGGAUGCAGCAGCUCGAGGAGCUUGCCCAGCAGGACGAACCCCACACUUGCCGGCCCUUAGACUUGGAGCAGGCUGUUCAACAGUUGAGCAACAUGGCAGAAGAGGACGCCGUAGCGGUGAUCCGACAUGUUUCACUACUGUGUGAAGAGAAGGCGCAGGACUACGUAGAGCUGUGA
Molecule: messenger RNA, 360 nt
Organism: Symbiodinium natans
Lineage: Eukaryota; Dinophyceae; Suessiales; Symbiodiniaceae
Source: the annotation of a GenBank genome assembly